Messenger RNA from Guillardia theta CCMP2712, 1698 nucleotides. RefSeq lists its product as hypothetical. The transcript has a single exon. The record is from RefSeq and is a predicted model, not a curated record. NCBI's taxonomy places the organism in Eukaryota, Cryptophyceae, Pyrenomonadales, Geminigeraceae. The coding region runs from base 1 to 1698 and encodes 565 amino acids.
AUGGAGUGUUCAAGUGCAAAGAAAGAACCAUCGAAACAGAUUUCUAUUUGUCCCUCCUACGGCAUGCGAUCGUGUUCUCGGCUGUGUAACCUGCAGGCGACUACCUUAUGCUUCCUGGUGUUCUCCUGUAUUCUGACCGGUCACUGCGGUGCUGUGUGGUCAAGGACUUCUCCUUCCCAGUUUUUUCAUGGAAUUGAGCCGGAGUACACAUGUGUAUAUGAUGACAUCAACGGCUCUCCAGACCUUCUGAGGAAGAUCAAUGUAGCCUACAAGUACAAGAACUAUCUGUCGAACCAGAAUCAAGCGCUCAAGAGCAAAGUGUCGCAUAGUGCGAGCAUUCCAACCAAGGCUGGUGAGGAAGCCAUGAGCGAGGACACGAUCAUGCUUGGCUCUCUAGAGACAGGAGAGCACCGAACACCGCGGGCCCAGCUAAGAAAGCCUUGUACCGAGUGUGUGCCACCAGUGUUGAAGCAGGAUGAAGAGUUUUGGCACAAGGACGUGGGACAGCGAUACAAAGAGCUGGUCCCUCCCAAGAAGAGGUUCAGCUGCAAGUUGCCGCUUGGAAUGUCAUCUCAAGCAGAUCUGCGAAAAGCUGUACAGGCGGCAUCAGUAUCGAAUUCAGCAUCAAUAUCUCCAACCAACUCCUAUCUUGAUAUUCAGUCUGCUUCAGGAGAAGAACAAAUGCUGGAUGAGGUUGUGUUUGUUACUGAUCUGGACAAGUGCGCAUUUUACGGGAAUGAUGGAAAUGACCUUGGGAUAGCUCUGCAGUGGAUGGAGAAGAGCCCGGAGCAAGUAGUGCAGCUCUACGAAAUCCUGCUUAAUCCCCAGGUCAAAGAGACGUACAAGAAGUUGAAGGCGAAGGCGAAGAAAGUGAAAGUUGUGAUCUACACUAUGCGAGCGACGUUCCUCGUGUACAGAUCGUGUUUCAGAGACCUGGUGAUCCCGCUACAAUGGGAUCCGUCGUGGCAUGAGGGAGCCCAGGUCUUCUUCCCACCGACAGUUAAGACAGCGGACGAUAUCUUAAAGUCUUACUCCACACCUUGCCAGCUCCUGGAGGAGGAGCUUGUCGACAUCAAGAAAUCUCUUGAGAGGCUUCUGGCUACCAGACAGGUGAUUGCCAAAGAGUUGGAACUGGACGAUCUCCCGGAGCUAGUUGUUACCGCUACUCCAAAAGAUCUGGACUCAACAAUGUCCCGUCUGAGGCUCCCCAAAGAAAACGCGUUUCUAUGGGACGACAACCCCAAGUUGAGGGGAAAGCCAAAGAUUGUCAGCGUCGAGCCCUAUGAAGCGCUGCACGAGUCGAAACGAACCGAGCUCCUUGCUUUUCUGGACAGGAAUCUGCCGCCGGAGACGCUAGAAACGGAUCUGGUUGAGUUCAUGCUCAGUGCAGACCCCAGGGAUCAAGUGCUCACACAGGACGAGGAGUCAGGGAGACUCUGCUACCAGAUCCAGAUCAACAACGCGCAAGACUCGUGGGCGCUUCCUGAGUUGUCAUCGAGCCUCUCGAGUAGUGAGAAGGCUGUCGACUCGGACAACAGGGUGAUCUUGUCGGCGCCUUCCAAGGACGGGAACGGGCACCUGUCCCCUGUCACUCCAGACAUCGAGGCACUGGAAAGCACGCACUUCCCGGGGCCUGUGAUACUGAGGGAAAAUCAUCAUGAGGGACUCCUCGGGAAACAAUGCGAGAGGGUGCGAUGA